AUGCCCAUUACCAUCACAUUAGCCCUUGGUUAUCUGACCAUACCAUUCAUCAUUAAGAGUUCGACGCGUGCUUUGACGACAGAGGAAGAAGAAGAAAGCGAACUUGGUACUCCCCGAUGGACAUUCUCUAAUACGAUCAGCAUCACUUGUUUUGUUCAAUCACCACCUACCAUCUAUCCAACACUCGAGAAGCAUGUUAUUCAACUUGCCCCUGAAGCAAACACAUUUGAACAAGAAACACUAGCGACACUAUCCAGUGCAUUGCAUCAACAUGCAAAAAAGCAACAUGGUCUUAUUACACUAACAGAUGAUCUAUUGGGCAUCUUGUCACCUACAGAUCAACCCAAGAUCUUUGUGCUACAGAUAGUGCAAUUCAACACAGCGCAUGUAGUGAAUACCAAGAGCUAUGCUUCUACACUUUUACCCGACUUGGAAAGUUCAGCCAAGCCUGUUGAAAUUAUGGAAUUAUGUCAGUUAUGGCCUAAUUCAAGCAGCCAGUUGAUAAAGAUAGGCUCACACAUUUACAAAAUGGCAUGUUUAUAUGGUUAUUGGGAUAAUUGGCGUGUAUUUGAAGGUAUCUGUCAUAGACAUCAAAUAAAUCCUGAGCAACUAGUGAAUAUUCAACGAUAA
Messenger RNA from Gilbertella persicaria, 630 nucleotides. RefSeq lists its product as uncharacterized. NCBI's taxonomy places the organism in Eukaryota, Fungi, Mucoromycota, Mucoromycetes, Mucorales, Choanephoraceae. The record is from RefSeq and is a predicted model, not a curated record. The transcript has a single exon. The coding region runs from base 1 to 630 and encodes 209 amino acids.